AUGGCCAAGACCGGCGUCUCCGACCCCAAGCCCCUGCUGGACUUACACAAGAGGGUGGAUGAAAGGCGGGCCCCGUUAAGAGCUUUGGCUAAUGCCUGUGGACCUAUAGACCGCUGGCAGCCUGUAGAAGAGUCCCGGAAGGUGCCUGUCAAAGUGGAGCUAGAAUGCAGAUGGGAAAGGAGGUUAUUAACGCAAACCAGUGAAGGCAUCAUCAUGGGUUUACAUGAAGACAGUCUGACGCACUCAGACGGUAAUGUCGACGGGUGUGUGGAGGAGCACAUGCUUCUUUACCCUCGUGGCCUGCCGAGUCUCCACAGCUUUCAGGCGCUGGUACCCAGCCUGCUGCGCCAUGAAGUCGAGAUGGCCCUGGAGAAACUGGGCCUCGUAUGGGACCGAACAUACGGCUGGGACAUGUUUUUGGUCAUGUUUUUGAGAACUCAAACACGGAACUUUUUUCCCAACGCUGACCUGCCCCGGCAUUUUACCGAUGCCACUCGAGGUGUGCUGGUAGACUGGCUCAUUCAUGUUCAUGAAAUGAUCCAUUUCCAGGAAGAGACCCUCUAUCUGGCCAUACACCUCCUCAACUGUGCAUUGCGUCAGAUUAAAGUGACCCCAGCCAAUCUGCAGCUCCUCGGCAUGGUUUGCCUAUUCAUUGCUGCAAAGCAAGAAGAGUGUCUCCUCCCUGAGGUGUCUGGACUCUGCUACUUAAUGGACCACACCUACACAAAGCAUCAGUUACUGCGAAUGGAGCGCAAAGUCCUCUCUGGGCUCAAGUUUGAUUUUACCUACUGUCCCCCUCUGUACUUCCUUCUCCUUUUUGCCUCCAUUGCUCGCUGCAGUUCAAAGGUGGUGUGGAUGGCUCGGUACCUGCUGGAGCUCUCUCUGCUGGAGGGCCAGUGUGUGGUGUUCCUCCCUUCACAGCUGGCUGGAGCCGCCCUCUGCUUGUCCCGCCAAGUCCUGCAAGAGCCCCCGACCCCGGAGGGAGAGGCCGCAUGGUGCCUGGCCACCAGUAUCCAUGUCGGCAGUGAGACUGCCCUGCUGACCAUCAUGCACAUUCUGGCCAACGCUGCAGCCAAAUACCAGACCUGUAGAACUUUUAUUAAAUUCUCCUCCCCAGAGACCAUGCACGUCAGCAGACACCCGGGUCUGAAGAUGGCCUCGGCUCUGUUGGGUGUACGUACUUGA
Molecule: messenger RNA, 1185 nt
Organism: Limanda limanda (common dab)
Lineage: Eukaryota; Metazoa; Chordata; Actinopteri; Pleuronectiformes; Pleuronectidae
Gene: ccnp
Product: cyclin P
Exons: 9
Coding region: 1-1185 (394 amino acids)
Biological process (GO): regulation of cyclin-dependent protein serine/threonine kinase activity; mitotic cell cycle phase transition
Cellular component (GO): cytoplasm; cyclin-dependent protein kinase holoenzyme complex; centrosome
Molecular function (GO): cyclin-dependent protein serine/threonine kinase regulator activity
Source: RefSeq, a predicted model, not a curated record